Messenger RNA from Prionailurus viverrinus (fishing cat), 1014 nucleotides. RefSeq names its product diacylglycerol O-acyltransferase 2 like 6 (gene DGAT2L6). Gene Ontology annotation, cellular component: endoplasmic reticulum membrane. The coding region runs from base 1 to 1014 and encodes 337 amino acids. Gene Ontology annotation, biological process: lipid metabolic process. Lineage: Eukaryota; Metazoa; Chordata; Mammalia; Carnivora; Felidae. The record is from RefSeq and is a predicted model, not a curated record. The transcript has 7 exons.
AUGGCCUUCCUUUCCCGACUGGAUCUUCACGAAUGCCUCCAAACCCUGUCUGUUUUGCAGUGGCUCCCCGUCUACGUAUUUUUAGGAGCAAUUCCUAUUAUUCUUAUACCCUACUUUCUGAUGUUCACUAAAUUCUGGAUCUUGUCUGUGCUCGCCUUAACCUGGCUCGCCUAUGAUUGGAAUACUCACAGUCAAGGUGGUAGGCGUUCAGCUUGGGUACGAAAUUGGACCCUCUGGAAGUAUUUUCAAAAUUAUUUCCCAAUAAAGCUGGUGAAGACUCAUGACAUCUCUCCGGAACAUAACUAUAUCAUUGCCAAUCACCCCCAUGGCAUUGUCUCUUAUGGUGUGUUCAUCAACUUUGCUACUGAGGCCUCUGGCUUUUCUCGGAUUUUCCCAGGCAUCACUCCUUCAGUAGGGACCUUGGAAGGGAUCUUCUGGAUCCCAAUUGUGCGAGAAUAUGUGAUGUCAAUGGGUGUGUGCCCAGUGAGUGAGUUGGCCUUGAAGUAUUUGCUGACCCAAAAAGGCUCAGGAAAUGCUGUGGUUAUUGUGGUUGGUGGAGCUGCUGAAGCCCUCUUGUGCCAACCAGGAGCCUCUACCAUCUACCUUAAAGAACGUAAAGGUUUUGUGAAGUUGGCACUGAAGACAGGAGCGUACCUUGUUCCUUCCUAUUCCUUUGGAGAGAAUGAGGUUCACAAUCAAGAGACCUUCCCUGAGGGCACAUGGAUAAGGUUCUUCCAAAAAACCUUCCAGGACACAUUCAAAAAAAUCCUGGGACUAAAUUUCUGUACCUUCCAUGGCCGGGGCUUCACUCGAGAAUCCUGGGGCUUCCUUCCUUUCAAUCUGCCCAUUACCACUGUUGUUGGGGAGCCCCUGCCAAUCCCUAGGAUUAAGAAGCCAAACAAGAAGACAGUGGACAAGUACCAUGCACUCUACAUCAGUGCCCUGCGCAAGCUGUUUGACCAGCACAAAGUUCAGUAUGGCUUUCCUGAGGCCCAGGAGCUGACAAUCAUAUAA